Molecule: messenger RNA, 3448 nt
Organism: Nomia melanderi (Alkali bee)
Lineage: Eukaryota; Metazoa; Arthropoda; Insecta; Hymenoptera; Halictidae
Product: glucose dehydrogenase [FAD, quinone]
Molecular function (GO): oxidoreductase activity, acting on CH-OH group of donors; flavin adenine dinucleotide binding
Source: RefSeq, a predicted model, not a curated record
AGUUCGCCGUUGAUCGUGGUACCGUAAACUGCGAUCCUUCUCCCUUCGCGUAAAGUGCAAACACACCUCGGCGAAGAUCAUCGGUGCUGCAAGCACGGAAUUCACUCGAUAGGAUAAGAUCGACGACCCGUCAAAGAUGAGCUGCAACUGCCCUCUGACUCAAUCAACUGGUCCGACUCUUGCAUCAACAUGCGGUGGUUCAUCUUUCAUGCUCUUUAUGGGUCUCCUCGAAGUGUUCCUACGCAGUCAAUGCGACCUUGAAGAUCCUUGCAACAGACCUGUACCGCCCAACAACGUCAACUCCAGGUAUGACUUCGUAGUAAUAGGAGGCGGCAGUGCUGGCGCAACAGUGGCUGCCAGAUUAUCAGAGGAACCACGAUUUUCGGUGUUACUACUGGAAGCUGGGUUAGAUGAACCCACCGGAACACAAAUACCAUCGUUUUUCUUCAAUUUCAUAGGAUCUAACAUUGAUUGGCAAUACACCACGGAAAGCGAAGACGGAGCAUGUUUGAACAAAGAUGACAGGAAAUGCUAUUGGCCAAGAGGAAAAGUAUUAGGUGGCACCAGUGUCAUGAAUGGAAUGACAUAUAUGAGAGGUUCGCGAAAGGAUUAUGACGACUGGGCCAGGCUUGGCAACGUAGGAUGGUCUUAUCAAGAUGUCCUUCCAUAUUUCAUCAGGAGCGAAGAUAAUCUCCAAGCUAACACUAUGGAUUAUGGUUAUCAUGGUGUUGGUGGACCUCUUACAGUUACACAGUUUCCUUAUCACCCGCCAUUGAGUUACGCUCUCCUUGAAGCUGGAAAGGAACUCGGAUAUGGCAGUGUAGAUUUAAACGGACGAACGCAUACUGGAUUCGCAAUCGCUCAAACAACAUCUAGAAAUGGUUCUCGACUAUCAACGUCACGAGCAUUUCUUCGACCAGCUAGAAAUCGACCGAAUCUUCAUAUAAUGCUCAACUCCACAGCUACCAAAAUCCUUUUUGAUAACAACAAGAGGGCUGUUGGUGUAGAAUUCGUCCAUGACGACAAGGUUCAUCGCGUAUCGGUAGCUAAGGAAGUCGUCAUAAGUGGAGGUGCCGUAAAUUCACCACAAAUACUUCUGAACAGCGGUAUUGGGCCACGAGAGGAUUUGAACGCGGUUGGCGUUCCGGUCGUACAUGAUCUGCCUGGUGUUGGCAAGAAUCUUCACAACCAUGUCGCCUACACGUUAGUUUUCACUAUCAAUGAUACCGACACCACUCCUCUUAAUUGGGCCACUGCGAUGGAGUACUUACUAUUCAGAGAUGGCUUGAUGUCUGGAACAGGCAUAUCCGAAGUGACCGCCAUGGUGAACUCAAAAUACGCGAAUCCAAAAGAGGACCACCCGGAUAUCCAGCUAAUUUUCGGCGGUUACUUGGCAGAUUGCGCCGAAACCGGCAUGGUUGGCGAGUCAAAAGGUGCAAACCGCUCUAUCUACAUUAUCCCAACGUAUCUACAUCCAAAAAGUCGCGGUUACCUUCGUUUGCGAAAUAACGAUCCCCUCUCGAAGCCACUGAUUUACCCGAAAUAUCUGAGCCACGCCGAAGACGUAGCCGGCCUUGUUGAGGGUAUUAAGUUCAGCAUUAAGUUGGCGGAGACAGACGCUCUCAGCAGAUAUGGACUCCAAUUGGACCGUACACCGGUGAAGAACUGCGAACAUUUGAAAUUUGGUUGUGACGCUUACUGGCAAUGCGCCGUGAAGCAUGAUACAUCUCCAGAAAAUCAUCAAGCUGGUUCUUGUAAAAUGGGACCAUCGGACGAUCCUUUCGCCGUAGUAGAUAAUCAGUUGAGAGUUAGGGGCAUAAGAGGCGUCAGAGUGGCUGACACUAGCAUCAUGCCGAAGGUUGUUUCCGGUAAUACAAACGCGCCUGCAAUCAUGAUAGGUGAACGGGCUGCUGACUUUAUCAAAAGAACUUGGGUGGGGUGAACAAAGCUUUUCAAUGAAGAAGAGUAUACAUUUUGGAAUCAAAACUUGAUCAUCUACGGAAAUAAAUUUAUCAUUGGUCGAUGCGAAACGGUAAUCAAUAUUUAGUUUAUAUAAUCUUCAGAUUUCAUUUGAAUAAUACACGAUGAUACUUUUAUGUGGCGAGUAGACAUGAGAAAAAUGAAAAAUCUGUGUUAGUCGUAACGAACAAAAUUAUUCAAUUACAAAUACGCAAUUCCUGAUUGUUAUGGAAGUAUAACUUGACGAAAUUAGAAAUUCGACUCAAUAUUUUGGCAAAUAAAGCAGAUGCAACGGUUGCAAUGACAGGAGACUAAAAGAAAACGAUCCCUAAGAAAUACGAAAAAUUUGUUAAAGUGUGACAGUGAGGAAAAAUCAUGUAAGCAGUAACGGUCAUUAUUUCAACUUUUAACCCUUUUUUUUAGAAAAAAGGUAUGACUUAUUGUAAAUAGUUCAAUAAUAACACGAUAUGCUUUAUAAUAAUAGGUACAAUUUACACUAUUUUUAAUAUCGUAAUAAAAAUACAAAUUUUCACCUGUAUUUGUAAACUAGUAUAUUAUAAUUUUCGUAUCGGUCACUCCUAAUAUGUUUGAAAGUUUCAAAUGGCUCAUUGAAAUUAAAUUUUAGAAGUAUUAGAAUGAUAGAAGCAAAUUUCAAUAGUAGAAUGCACUGUAAAUUCUUUAUAGUAUGGGUUAAGAUAUAUAUCCAGCAAAAUAAAGACUAUUAAAAAGAAUUGAUGAAUUGUAAACUAAAAUAUUUUAAAGAACGAUAAUGGAGAUUGAAGAAAAUUAUUAAAUUUUCGGAUGUUUUUGAAUAUUUUUGUAUAGACUAUAUUAUGGGAAAAAACAUUUCAGAACGAACGCUUUAUCUUCAUUUGAAAAUAGUUAUUCAACCAUUGAUCAAUAUCACAAUAAGAAAGUUGUGGCUUUCAUGGCCUGACAACAUACAGUUCAUACUAUUAAGACUUUAGAGUAUAAGUUUAAUCUUUUAAAAAAAAUUAUCCGAAUUUUUGGUCGAAUCUUUUAUAUUUAACAUCAUUAGGGAUGGAAUGACAUACAGGAAUUGUACGUAUUGCGUAAUAGUUCAAUACUAGAUAUGUGACAUUUAGGAUCGAUAAUUGCUAACCAGAGAUUAUAAUUAAUUCAUUAAAGAAUCGCAAAUUAGCUUAUACUCCGAAGUCUCGACUUUAAGAGCUGUGUGUGUUAUGAUUAGAUUAGAUAAUGAAGGUUUUGUAAUGUAAGCAAUCGUUACUUAUUUAUAGUAUACGGGAAGAUGUUACUGAAAAACGUGGUAUUAUUUCCGUUACAAAUAAAUUCAAUUUAAAUAUAACCUUUCUGCGACAUAAGAUAUAAAUUACUAUAAAAAUUAAUUGAGAUAAUUAUGAUAAUUGAAAAUUAUGAAAGCCAAGAUUGAAAUAGGCCUGGCAAUAUUACUGUUACAGGAAACAAUCGAAUUCUUAACAUAAAUGUAAUAUUGCAAAUAUAGAAAUAA